This is a messenger RNA of Trypanosoma theileri, 1230 nucleotides long. RefSeq lists its product as uncharacterized. Lineage: Eukaryota; Euglenozoa; Kinetoplastea; Trypanosomatida; Trypanosomatidae. The transcript has a single exon. The record is from RefSeq and is a predicted model, not a curated record. The coding region runs from base 1 to 1230 and encodes 409 amino acids.
AUGACAACGAUGUUCGUCCAACUGCGCCGCGUGGUGUACCUGUUGGUACUUCUGCACUUCUGUACGUGUGUGGCAUAUGCGCAAGAUGAUACGACCUCAACAAAGUCUAGGGAAAAGAGUAUCGAACAGGAAUUGAGUUUUUUGAGAGCUAAGAUGGAGGAUGAGAAGAAAAAAGUUGAGGUUUUGCGUGCGUCAGUAAACACCGUAAAGGAAGAAUGGAGUGAAGUGUCGAAGCGUGCUCAGAAUGCAACAACGACGGCCAAUGAAGUUAGAGACCUUCUUAUUGAUACUUCAAGCCGUGCUAUGAAUCCAACUGAAAAUGUGAAUGAGAAGAAGAGUGAAUUGAAAGAGGUGUUAAGGAAGGCAGUAGAUGCAGCAAAAGAGAUCACUGAGGCCGUUGACAAGGCAAAUUUGACAGCUGAAAAAAUAAAUAAUUUGACGGAGGAAAUUCAACAGGGGGAAGAACAUUUGCUUCAGGCGAAAAUGAAUGUUGAGUGGACUGCUAAUGAUUACAUUGAAAAAGAAUAUAAAACGAGUGUCUCAGGGGAAAAGGAAAAAAUAAAGCAAUUUUCUGAAGAGUGCAAGGAAAAAGCGAAGGAAGUAGAUACUUUCCUUCAGCAUGUCAAUGAGGUCACUACAAGUGCUCGCAGUUUAGCGGAGGAGGCCAAGAAACAGGCGGCAAAUGCCUCCGUUGCAGCAGCGGAUCUUCAGAAAAUCAUUAAUGAUAUUUUCGAACGACGCCCUCAGAUGAAAACAGAUCUGGAUCGUGAAAUUGAGGAGGAGAAACGAAGAAUAACUGAAACCGAUACAGCAAGUGAAGGUGAGAAACCACCACACAAUAAUAAUGCGUUGAACGAUUCACAUCCAAAUAAACAGAACGAAAAGGAGACAAAAGACCAGAAUACCAAUUCCACAGAAACUGAGACGGGAAACCAUGCAAAUGCCCAACAGCAGCAGAAUCAACAGGGCUCUGAGAAUCAAAAUGAAGAAGGCAAAGUUGAAACACAAGAGAAUAAUAAUAGCUCUCAGAGCAACACUCCAACACCCAGUGAUUCAUCUGCUUCUGGAACUUCGCCAUCACAAAAUACACCGACUAAUACUUCUUCAGUUUCAAUCCAUUUGAAUAUCUCUCAGUUAAGUGACAGCAGCAGCAGUCCUGCAUUGGUGCACAGUCCCUUAUUGAUGCUUCUUGUUUCGAUGUGUGUGCUGGGCUGCACUCUCGUUUGCUGA